Messenger RNA from Urocitellus parryii (Arctic ground squirrel), 1209 nucleotides. The record is from RefSeq and is a predicted model, not a curated record. NCBI's taxonomy places the organism in Eukaryota, Metazoa, Chordata, Mammalia, Rodentia, Sciuridae.
UUCAGCCACCUGUGCCCCUGCUAAGGAGAAGGUCUGUUUUCCCCUGUAGAGAGGGCGAGCAGCUCCCCUGCCAGCCAGGACACCCUGCCGUUCUGAACUAGGUGAGCAGAGAGACCCUUCAAUCAUGGCGAUCAGGAGGACAUCUCCAUUCUACAAAGGGUCACCAGAUGAAGAUCUGUCAGAUGAAGAAAACUAUUUCUUGAAGUAUCAUAGAGAACAAUUUUUGAAAGAUUUCCCCAAGUGGAAACAGGAACAAGAAAAAACCAUCAGAGAGCUCCGAGCCCGGGCAGAUGAGAUUGAUGCCACCCUUGAACAAACCCACAAGAUCAACGUGGUGGCCCACACCACAGCUGUCUUCUCUAGAGCCAUGAGCCUCUUGGGGAUUGCCCUCGCUCCACUGACCACAAGAGGAAGCCUGACGCUUUCAGCUGCUGGCAAAACUUUGGGGGCAGCAGCUGAGGUCACCAGUGAUGUGACCAACCUGAUAGAAGGGUCCUGCAAUAAAAAAGUUAAAGCUCAGGCCACCGGGCACGGGCCUGCCAGUGAGCCAGAGUUGGAGCAGGUGGAUGAGAAGUCCRUUCUCACAGCUAUGACUAAUAUCAUGGACAAGUUUCAAGACACCUCCAAGAGUCUCAGGAAGAGCAGGCGUGCCUACAGGGUAGCCCAAGCCAAGCCAAGCUUGGCUAAGGCUGCCAAGUAUCGCCUGACAGGUGGCAAAGUCUCAGACAAAACCAGCAAGUAUGUGCAGAAGGCCUUUGAUGGCACACCUCUGGGAAUGACCAAAAGUGCUCUCUUGGAGGGAGGUGCAGAGACGGCUGUCCACUUCGUGCGGGAUUUGUGCAAUCUCUCUGACACCUGGAAGAAACUGAAGGGUGGAGAGAGGGCACAGCAGGCCAAAGAACUAAGGGCCCAGGCCCAGGAGCUGGAAGAGCUGGUGACACAGUACAGCCACCAUUAUGAGCGGCUACAGCAGGUGAGCUCAGGAUGUUGGAAGCGGGGCUUUGGCCCAAAUCCUSGGAAACCAAGGUUGUCCAGAAGGGAUUAAGGGAGUGUGUGCUUGUGAGUGUGGCAGUGAAGUUUGCACCGAUGUCCUUGAGGACAUAGCAUAUGGUGGCCCUGAAGGCCCAAACUGUAAGAGGUUCCCCUGGAGAUGGCAGUCCUGCACAGACCUGGUCACCUGUUCCCUCUCCCUUAAGGCUCCUUUAGGAC